Molecule: messenger RNA, 3733 nt
Organism: Sceloporus undulatus (fence lizard)
Lineage: Eukaryota; Metazoa; Chordata; Lepidosauria; Squamata; Phrynosomatidae
Gene: CDCA7
Product: cell division cycle associated 7
Exons: 10
Coding region: 225-1448 (407 amino acids)
Biological process (GO): regulation of DNA-templated transcription
Cellular component (GO): nucleus
Source: RefSeq, a predicted model, not a curated record
CUAAGACGCAUGAAUUUAUCUUUAUGUGAGUGUCUUUAGCUUUUAGUUGAUCAUAUCCUCCAUUUCGAACAUGACUGAGAGCCAUGAAUUUACUUUUAUUAUAUGAGUGUUUUUACCUUCUAUUUUGGAAUGCCCUCCAUUUUGACCAGGACUAAGGAGCAUUUAUGUCAGUGUUUUGACCCUUUAUUUGUUCGUCUCCUCCAUUUUGAGCCAGACUAAGGACCAUGGCUUUAUCUGGCAACCUUUUAGAAAAGACGAAAUUUACAGCAUUCCGCAAUACAAAACCAAUCCCUAUGGAAACCUCUUCAUCCUCUGAUGACAGCUGUGACAGUUUUGGCUCUGAUAAUUUUGCAAACACAAAAUCCAGUUUCAAGCCAGAAGUUACAGAAGAAGUGGCCAAGAUCUUUAAUGAGGAUUCAGAUGAUGAGUCAUUCUGUGGUUUUUCAGAAAGUGAGAUUCAGGAUGCACUGAAACUGGAAACAGAUUCUGAAGAAAAUGAUGAGAGUGAUGAAGCUGAAUAUCUGCGUAAGAGACCACAGAAAUGCACUGUCCCUCUUAAAGUUGCUAUGAAGUUUCCACCUCGGAAGUCUAAGAGGGGGAAGAAUGAAAUAACUCCACCCCCUAAAAUUUCCUGUGAACAGGACCUGCAUUCAGAUUCGGAUGAAGAAAGAGGCCCGGCAUUCUUAGAGAAAAGAGCUUUAAAUAUAAAGGAGAACAGAGCCAUGCUUGCAAAAUUAAUGGCAGAAUUAAAAAGCGUUCCUGGGAUUUUUACUGGAAAGGGUCCACUAGCGACUCCUACUUUGAAACCACAGAGGUCUCCGAGGAAAUCAUUUCCCAGAAGUGCUUUAAGGAGGAAUCCAGAAAGAAGUUCUAGGCCUCAUACAAGAUCAAGAUCCCUGAUAGAAGGUCCUCCAAGCCCCAUGCAAGAGAAACAGGAGGAAGAUCCUUACAUUUUAGUGAGAAGGAAAAUGUCUGAUGAAUACUUUGAGGAUGAAAUGGAUGUUCCCAGAAGAAAACGCCCUAGUGCUAUGACUCUUCCCCAUAUUAUCCGUCCAGUCGAAGAAAUAACUCAGAAAGAGUUGGAUAACAUCUGUGAAACUGUCAGAGAUAAAGUGUACAACCGUGUGAUGGGUUCCACUUGUCAUCAGUGUCGCCAGAAAACUACGGACACAAAGACAAACUGCCGCAAUCCAGAAUGUUUAGGAGUACGUGGUCAGUUCUGUGGACCUUGUCUUCGCAAUCGCUAUGGAGAGGAAGUCAGGACAGCUUUGUUGGAUCCGAACUGGUAUUGUCCACCUUGCCGUGGGAUCUGCAACUGCAGCUUCUGCAGGCAACGGGAAGGACGAUGUGCUACAGGUGUGCUGGUUUACUUGGCGAAGUACCAUGGCUAUGACAAUGUCCAUGCCUACUUGAAAAGCCUGAAGCAAGAACUUGAAAUGCAAGAAUGAAAUUCCUGACACUGCUCUUCAGUCAACUUACACCAAUUUAGCAUUGUCUUUGAAGUUUUUCAACAUUUAAAUUUUUUGUAUUUUUUAAACUAUUCUCAGUGUUUUAAAAAGGGGGAACAAAAGUAACUCAGUUGUGUUGUUUGACUGAAAUUCCUUAUUACAGGAUGUGAGUUUGUACUGUUUUCAAGUAGACGUUUUUCAAGUCUUUCAUUCUGCUGUACAUGGAGAUACUUGUUCAACUUAGGUGGAUGGUACUCACACAGAAGCUCUUAACACUUACCAUUCAGCUCUGCUGAAUCUCACUGUGUCAGGACCUUGCAUUUUUGCAAAGCAGCUGAUGGGGAUUACCUGAUUAAGAGUCUGUGGCUGAAAUUCUGUAUGGUUUAGGAGAGUCUAGUAGUAAUUAGGCUGAUCCAUAUACCUAGCCGCAGGCCACUACCUGCUUUGUGAGAUUGCAGAAGCAUCUAUGUUCCAAUAGAUAGAUAUGAAAUGAUUAUAUCAGUUCUGAGACCUCGGAGAUCCUGGUAGAUGUCAGUACAUUCAUGCCCAUCAUUUUGCAUCUGGCUUACAGGAUGGAGUCAAAUGGUUUUGAGAUCCUGUCUGCUCCUCAUGAAGCAGUGAACUUGGGAAGAUUUUAGAGGUUGUUCACUAAGUUGGGGUGGGGGAGCUUUAGGCACUGCAGAGAGAGAAAGGGGAAUACCAACCUCUACAGCACCCCCCAAAAGAUUCAUAAACAUGUAGGGGAAACUUAAAUCUGCUCUGUGAUUGCUUUCAGUCUAAUCUCCACUUUUGGGGUUUCUCUAGUAUACCAUCUGUAAUAGCUCUAGUAACAAACCAUACAAAUAAUUUGCUGUUAAAGCUGUUAUAAUGUUGAUAUCUCUGACUGAAACCAAAUUAAUACUGCAGAAUGAGUUAAACUCAGGGGACCUAGUUUGUUGAAAGGAUCUGUGAAAAUUGAUAUUUAAAUUUCAAGUUUUGUUCAUUGUGCCAUUUUAAUAACAAUGAAGUCCAGUUUAUCAACCAUGUUAAAGAGAAUCCUUAGUUGUUUUUAUAAUCUUAAUGCAUGUUUGGAUAGAUAAUGAAAGGAAGGGAUGACCAGCUGAUUAUAAUUUUUCCCUUGUGAAAAGAUGUUGAACCAUUGUUGUUGGGCAAUUGAUAAGGAAUAUGGGAAAGUGCACAAACUAAUUUUUGAGGGGUAGUUCAUGCAGUGGCCAAGCCUCAUAUGUAAUAUAUUACAAGUUAAAGUCCCUUCAGCUCCCUUUUGAUUGAACUUAGUAUCUAAUAUAAAGUAUAAUAUGCAUGGGCCAUGUUAACUUUUCCAAAAAUUCAGGCGAGGAAAGUGUGAGAGCAUGGCUUACCUGUAUCCCUGUGUAAACCUUUCAUCAUAUUUUAUGUUCGAUGAGUGAUAAGGGGUAUGCAUAAGUCAAGAUUGGUUUCACACAUCAUUGCAUGCAGUGGUGCCUCAAAGCUAAAAGCAUGAAGAGGAAGUAUGCUAGCCUGAUGCCAUGGAGCCCCCCCAGAAUAAGAACUACUCCAUUUUGAAAAUGUCAGCUUUUGUGUGUGGAUAGCAGCUGAAAUAAUGACACCCUGCCCAUGUCUAUUUACCUUAUUGAGGAUUUAUUCAAACCACUCAGGGUGUUCACUGUUGCAAUUCAACUAUGGAUAGGUUCAUCUGUAACAGUACAUGAAGAUUAUCCUACUAAGGCAAUAGAAAUGCCUAUACUAUUUCAAACAACAUUUAUUGAUAAAAGUGGGCCUUGCAUGUUACGCAUCAGUAACGAGGACUGUUGCUUUCAGUUACAUAAUUCAUGUUGAAAAAAACUGACAUUGAACUUAGUUAAUCAAAAUGUUCUUCAUAUAUAAUGAGCUACAAUACUUGCAGUGAAAAGAGCAGCAUUAAUGGUGGCAAAACUCAUUUACUCCUAAAUUUUGCUUUGCUUCAUAAUGAGUGAUGGGCAGCUUGUAGCUCUCCAAGAGAUACAGACCUGCAAUUCUCCAUCAGCCCUAGGCAGCACAGCUAAUCAUUAAGGAUGAUGGAUGCUGUAGUCUAGCAACACCUAGAGGCCCAUAAGUUUCCAACUCUAGCUCUGAAUCUGUCUUGACUUUUUAGAUAAGUAGAUUUAAAAACCUGAUUAAACAGCCAAGUGCUAUGUCAUUUGGAUUUUGUGCAGGCUUGCUUUAAGCACAACACGAUGUUCAUGUUUUGUCUUCAGUAGUUUCAUUAACACUGUAAAUACAUUGUGAUCUAAGAAGCUCAUGACAAUAAAAAUGUUGCUUAGAUGUGA